GGUCGGUUUCCACAUUAAACGAUCAUUUUAAGGGCGAACCAAUCAAACUGCAAAUUUAUACAAAUUGAUACUAAACGGGUUAUAUUAAUUUUAUAACAAAAAUUAAGUGUGUAAAUAAGUUUGAACGGAGUCGUAAUUAAAACUAAUUGGGUUUAAUAUAGCGCUAAUUAUUUUGUAUUAAGGCGGGUUUUCGCUGGAAUUUCGUCCUUUUUGACGUUUUGCGUGAGUGUCGUUGGAAUUUUUUGUGUCGCGGGAGAGUGGACUUGUGAUCUGGUUUGAUGAUGCUGGGCGCUGCAGCGGCGGCGCGUGGCUCGUGCUAGCCGCGGCCGCAGCCAUUGGUUUGUGCAGCUGUGUUGCGGACGAUGUCGACAUAGGGGGCGGCCAGGGUUGGCCCCUAGAGGCCAUGCUCAAUAACCUCACUGCGACAGCUUUGGGAGGUCACAAAGAGUCGUGCUCAGAGGACAGCAAGCCGCACGAGAUCAAGCCGAGCCUCGACCGGUCGCACCAUGCGCUCGGCCCACGGCUACACAUCGCGCACAACAUACGCACCGAACACUUACAAGGUGGCAUCCACCAACAACAUAGUGGAGGGCAUAUGGCCACGGUGCCAGUCAGUAUGUCGUCCUCAGCAUCAGACAGCGACAAACCUGCCAAGCAGAAGAGACAUCGAACGAGGUUUACACCGGCACAACUGAACGAGCUGGAGAGAUGUUUUUCUAAGACACAUUACCCUGACAUCUUCAUGCGCGAGGAGAUCGCCAUGAGGAUCGGCCUUACUGAGAGUAGAGUGCAGGUCUGGUUCCAGAACCGUCGAGCGAAGUGGAAGAAACGCAAGAAGAGUACCAACGUGUUCCGUUCUCCUGGCGCGCUGCUGCCGUCGCACGGACUGCCGCCAUUCGGUGCCGGGGACGUCUGCAGUCCUGGCGUCUUCGCUGAUAGACCCUGGUCUAUGCCUGCAGGUCUAGGUCAGCUAUCACAAGGCGGUGUGUCCAUGGGUGGUUUCGGCGCGGGUGGUCUACCACAGCUAGCUGCUGACCUCAACCCAUCCCUGCCUAUCAGCUCCGUUGCCUCUGGACAACCUUACCAGGGACAUUAUCCGCUCAACUCUCUUGGGGACACGAUGAUGUCGUACUGCAACAACAUCAGCCAGCAGCAGCAGGGCGCGCUGGAGGGCUCACCCACUCCGCCUCACAUGGCACACUGUGGUAACAACAAUGCAUCGCCUACUGCCUCCGGUAAUGGUGGCGAACCCGCAGAGGAGGAAGUGUGGCGUGGACAUAGUAUCGCAGCGUUGCGACGGCGCGCGUCCGAGCUGUCGGCCGCGAUCCCGCCGUACUUGCAACUCAACUACGACGCACACAGCCCCGUCUACUGACCGCAUUACCCCGUCUUCUGACCGCGCGACCGCUACUAAGUGGUCAGCUCAGUCCAUUGAAGAUCGACCUUGUAUUAUAGUGAUGCUUGCAUACUUUGUUCGGUUACUACUUCCCAAUUAGUUGUUCACACCUGGUCGAUAUCGUUGACUGGUUUGUAACACGUAUACCCCUUAUUGAAGACAUUAGUUUUGCUAAUUCCAUGGUAUGAAAAGUUAAUUUUUUUGCUUGGAAAAGGUGCGCACGAUGGUGUACUUUUGGAAUUAUUGUGGACGUUUGUUGAAAGAUUUACUUAUGUGGGGCAUAACUCAAUAGAUAAGUAUUUUAUUGCAGUUUGUGGUGCAUGUGAGUCAGUGCCACACUCUACAAUACGUAAAUUGAUAUCAAUUUUUUGAUGUGUUUAUAUGAAUCCAAUUGGCAUACACUGUAUACGAAAUGAAAUGAGAGUCAAGCAUGAGUUUUGUAAAUGUACGCUACCCAUUUUGUUUUCGCACUUGGUAUAAGUUUUCGUGGGCGAUGCAAUAAUGCAAAUGACAAAAGUCAUGUUUGACUUCAAAAGUAUUUACUUACAAAUGUACCUACACGUUUUUAUGUAGCCUGUCAUUUAACCGCAUUGGCUGUGUUAAACAAAUUGUGAGAUUAAAUGGCAUGAACCUACAAUAUUGUAGAACUCCAUGCUAAAGAAUGGCGCUUUAAAGAUUUACUAAAGCAAGCCACUGGACAAAAUAGUCUCGAUUUCCUUCGAAAAUGUGAAAAUUUUGGAGCGCUGUCGCGAUGAUAUUUAUUGCAAAUUUGCAGAGACAUUAUAACUACUUACGAUAAAAUUGUGAGCUGUAUUCGAGAAAAUACAUGUAUACGCAUUCGUACAAUAAUAAAUUAUAGUUUAAUAUUAAGAUAUUUAUUAUUUAAGUAACGAGUAUGAAGUAUUAAAUAGUGUUAAAUAGCAGUAAUGUUAAUGUAUUUACGAAAGUUUGUCGUAUUCGAGGUUUAGAUACGGAUUCCAAACAUUCCAAAUCAAAAUUUUAGAAUAGUGUACCGUAAGAGAAUGGGGCUAUGUCUUGGGUUCCGACACUUGAGAACAUAACAGCUAUUAUUUCGAAAACUUAAUCGAAAAAAUGAUAUUUACUUAAUUCAAGACGGUAAUGAAAGUUUUCACUUCGGAACCCAUGUCGCCCCCUCAGCAAUAUUUUGGUUCAUUCGGGCUUUGUCGUGGAUUGUUAUUGCAUCGCAAAGAAUGUAUCAAUCAGUAUUACCAGCAUUUAAUAUAAGAAGACUGAGCCCGACCUUCUGUAGAUGAGUUUACAGAUGACACAUACCUAGUGCAACUAAAUUACUUUACAUAAUGCAAUAGGGAAUGUGAUAGUAAUUUUAAAUGUUGUCCCGGUCUGUAGGUUCCCAGGCAGAAAAGAAAAGCCAUUAGAGUUUUUUCUCUUAAACAAAAAUGUAUACAAACAUAGUUUUACGACAAAAGAGGGUAAAUUAGUUCAGUGUGUAACGUUAUUAUACAAGAAUCAAAAUAAAGUGGAAAUUAAUCUUAUUCCCACACCCUGUAUACGGAAUUUCGAUCCAAAGUAUGUUUUAUGUGUGUAAAUGUAUAGCUAGGUAUAUUCAAUAUAGAUAAACGAAAUUGAACUCACGGCCACUGUUUUUUAAACACGUUUUUGUAUUAGUUGAAAGUGGUUGAUAGUUCCUAUUUGUUUUGGGCUCCGAUUUGACGAAUCAUUUUAUUAUCUGUCGUAAUUUUCUUUGUGUUAAUUUUUAAUCUGUGUAUUUUCCGUCCGUUGUUUUGUGUGUAAGUAUUAUUGCUUUUGUUUUAUUUCUUUUAAAUGUCUCGGAGCCAUUUUACUUUAAUUUUGAAUCUCUUAGGUUUAAGAAAGAUACUUGUAUGAUACUUAUAUUUUCUUUUUCGAACACCAAAGUGAAGCUUACUAAACUUCUGUUAAAUGCUUCAAAUAAGUACCUACUUGGGUUUUUCAGUGGUAGAGGUGACGUCACAAUACAUUGUAUACUAGAAGUCAUGUGCCGUACUUAUUAAUUUAUUUAUGUAUCGAUUUUUCUAUAAGUAAAGAACUGAGUGGUUAAUAACUUCUAGAACAAAUGAAUAUUUUAAUUGAUUACGAUGACUCGCUCGCUCCGUGUAUGUAUAGCCUACUUUUAGAGUUACAGUACUAGUUCUAAGUAUUAUUAUACAUACAUACAAUAAAAUAGACAAUGUUCAU
Molecule: messenger RNA, 3592 nt
Organism: Spodoptera litura
Lineage: Eukaryota; Metazoa; Arthropoda; Insecta; Lepidoptera; Noctuidae
Product: homeobox protein orthopedia
Biological process (GO): neuron differentiation; regulation of DNA-templated transcription
Molecular function (GO): DNA-binding transcription factor activity, RNA polymerase II-specific; DNA binding
Source: RefSeq, a predicted model, not a curated record